CUGGAGCAGCUCCGGCGCCUUCCGCGGGGUUUGACUCCUGUGGCUUCCCGUCUCCGGAGCCGGCCUCGCCGUGGGUGCUGGGAGCCGGGCGGGGCGCGGACGCAGAUGAAAAGAAGCGAAGAGUCAACAUCCAGACAAACCAGCGAAGAAGAAAUAGGUACGCUUUGUUGUUGGAAAUGUAGAAAAUGUAUUGCAAGUUCCAGCUGCUUCAUGAAUUGCCUCGAGGAUCAAGUGAUUGAGGACAGACAUGAAUCAAUUGAUGCUCAAAACACUUGUGGUCUAUGGCACAUGAAUAUAGACGCCCUUCCAGAGUGGAUAAGCUGCCUAAUACAACAAGCCCAGUGGACAGUUGGGAAACUGAAUUGUCCUUUCUGUGGGGCCCGAUUAGGGGGCUUUAAUUUUGUCAGCACUCCAACAUGUUCCUGUGGCCAGCUUGCAGCUGUACAUCUCUGCAAGAGCCGGACUGAUCACCAACCAGCGCGGGCAGGCAACCUAAUGAGGCCAGAGCUGAAAUACUUGUCACAUCCCGGAGUCUGGUCAGGUUGUGAUAAGGAGGCUCUGGUGACAGGUGGUGGCUCCAAAAUCAGAAACCACGGGCUUUUGAACAUGGCCCGAAACAAUAACAGCCUCGGAAGACUAACAGAAGCUCUCUGCCUGGAGGUGCGAGCCACAUAUUUUGAGACUAAGAAUGAGAAACUGCUCUUCAAAGCUUGGGAUCCAAAAUACCAGCCUUUUGUCCCUGGGCUUGUGACCGGCAGGUGCACUUCCAGAGCGUCACAUAGAAAGUCAUACAGUUUGGACCUGAACAUCAAUGAGACACUGCCUUUAUUACCCACUUUCUAUGAAAUCCAUAGUAAGACUGCUGCCUAUCCCCAGCUAAACGAAACCCAGCCCGUUGACCUCUCGGGCUUGGCUUCGCCGUGUGGGAAAAGUGGCUGCUCCCUUCAAAACCCACCCAGUUUUGAUCCGAAUAUGCUGCUGCACAGACUUUCUGUGUCUCCCCAUGAGACCCAGGCACAAAGAGGAAGAGAAUUUCAGUGUGGCCUAGAAGCUUCUUCCCUGUAUGCAGACCACGCUAAUGCUAACAGCCUGACAUUCCUGAUGGAUCUGCCCUCAGCAGGGAGGGGCGUGCUGGACAGCUCUGACCAAGAAGAACACCUCUCUCCUCUGGACUUUCUGCACUCUGCCAGUUUCCCCUUGAGCACCAUUAACCACAGGCUGAAUAGCAGAGAGAGGAGCAAGUUAAGGACUCUACGAAGGCAACGGAGGAGGCAUGAAAGAUGGCUACAGAAGCAGGGUAAAUGCUCAGGAGUGGGGUUGCUGGAGCAUAUGAGUUUGAGUAAUGAGAUGAGUACAGAUGAUGAGAAUGAAUCCACAGAAGAAAAGGACAGCUACAUCUGUGCAGUGUGCCUGGAUGUGUACUUCAACCCUUACAUGUGCUAUCCUUGCCAUCACAUCUUCUGUGAGCCCUGCCUACGGACUCUGGCCAAAGACAGCCCUGCAAGCACUCCCUGCCCGCUCUGCCGGACCAUCAUUUCCAGAGUCUUUUUCCAGACAGAACUGAACAACGCCACAAAGACCUUCUUUACCAAGGAAUAUUUGAAAAUCAAACAAAGCUUUCAGAAAUCCAGCUCCGCCAAGUGGCCCUUGCCAAGCUGCAGAAAAGGGUUCCAUCUCUUUGGAGGAUUCCACAGACAUGCAGCUCCAAUGACACGAAGGCAGUUCCCACACGGUGCACACAGGAUGGACUACCUGCACUUUGAGGAUGACAGCCGUGGGUGGUGGUUUGACAUGGAUAUGGUGAUCAUCUAUAUUUAUUCAGUGAACUGGGUCAUUGGAUUCAUUGUUUUCUGCUUUCUUUGCUAUUUUUUCUUUCCGUUUUAGGAAUCAUCAUACUCAGCUAUAAUUGAACAGUCUUAAAUACAAACAACAAUGGCUUAAACAUUUUGAGAGUGUGCUUUUUAGUUUUUAUAAUGUUGCAUUAUAAAAAUUGUUAGUGUUUAUAGAAAUUCUGAGGAUAACGGAUUUAUUAAUGUCUUUCAUGUAACAACCUAAAUUUUAUUUGAGAGCUGAUGUACCAGUCAUUAGGAACAGUGAACUAUUAAUUCCAUAGACUCUACUUUAGGACUUGGGUUCUAAUUUUACAGUAUCACUUUUAUACUUACUAUGAUUGUAAAAACUGAGGUUUUACCUCCAAUUAAAAACAGUAAAAAUAUUAAAUGAAUAAUCUGGAUGGAUAGCAUCAUUAUUACUAAGAUGUUUAGUCAAGUACUGCAUAUUCUUAGGCAAAUGAUGUGUAUUAAAUAUAAACCAUAUUCUCUGGGAACUAAUCAAGCAGGGUAUAUUGCAUUUCGAUAUCUGAAUAUCUCUACUCUGUCUCCUUCUAGUACCAAAAAAAUCUGACUCUCCUUUUUGUAGACGUCAUAGCUUUGGUGCAACAUUUUUAACUAUGAUAAGAACACAAUGUUCCAUGCAAUCAGACUAACACCAGAUAGCUAUGUUAGAGAGCCAUAUGAACACUUCCAAUUUCAGAAUGAAUCACUGAGAAACAAUGACAAAUCUGACCUUUAGUGACCUAAAUGACCAGUGCAUGUCCAGGCUAUAAUUAAUCUGGUGAUUUAUUUAACUAGAAGAUUGUCAGUGUGCAAUAAAGAGUGGCUUUUACAUUUUUA
Molecule: messenger RNA, 2672 nt
Organism: Phodopus roborovskii (desert hamster)
Lineage: Eukaryota; Metazoa; Chordata; Mammalia; Rodentia; Cricetidae
Gene: Rnf180
Product: ring finger protein 180
Exons: 8
Coding region: 106-1884 (592 amino acids)
Biological process (GO): serotonin metabolic process; protein polyubiquitination; positive regulation of proteasomal ubiquitin-dependent protein catabolic process
Cellular component (GO): endoplasmic reticulum membrane
Molecular function (GO): ubiquitin protein ligase activity; ubiquitin conjugating enzyme binding; metal ion binding
Source: RefSeq, a predicted model, not a curated record